AUGGCUGCGGCCUCUGCGCCGCAAGCCUCUAGCUUGAGACCUCCCAGCAGGUCGCACGGAGGUCAAAAUUCCUGGAACUUUUCUGUACCGACACACUUAGAUGCAACCUCAUCAGAGGCGGCGAAAUCUAAUCGACCACCCCUAUCAAAUACAAACGGACACGGCCUCGCUAGGUCAACAUCCCGCACAGAACUCUCCCAGCGAAAACCCGAUUAUAUCCCCUCCCGAUCUACAGAAACAGUCCAUCUGGCGCCUGCACGAAUCAAUGCCUUCAGCCGCAAUGAUGGUAAUAUCAGCGACAAUGGGAGUGCGCCGGACAGUCUGCUCGACUUGUACGGGCCAAACAGAAGCGGGAUUAAUGGCAUGGAUCAUGGCGAAGUAGAGCCAGCCAAGGAGGCAUCUGAGGACGACGAUCCAGAGAGAUCGCGUUGGAUACACCGGGACAAACUUGCGCGUAUCGAGAGUCAAGAACUUCAGGCUGCCGGUCUUAUUCUUCCUCGGUCGCGAGCUGCUAGCAGAUCAAGUCGUCGAGAACACAGUCGAGACCCACAGGCGAAUGGUUUAAGAAGCGAGCAAGCACAAAAACUGCAGCGUGGUUCAUUUCCAACUGAUGAAGAAGAGGCCCCGCAAAGUAAUGCUUGGGAUUUGCGGACACCAGAAGAAGCUGCUGCAGAGCAAGUGGACUAUCCACAAGACGUUAGUGGAGGCGUGAAGGCCGUGUCUCGGAUACCAGUUCUGAAGGCCAGUCCUCUCCCGAUACCACUUCAACACCUGGAGCGAGACACCCCAAUACGGAGAACUCCAGGCGGUGGGUUGACAGCAGAUGACGAGUCAAUAUCAUACCCAAAGUCCCGCGGCCGGAGUCAAAGCAUCAAGGUCCAAGAAGAAGCAGCAGCGACUCCGACCCCCGCCAAACGAUUGACAUCUGAGAACUCUCCAACCAAGAAGGCCCCCUUACGUAAAGGGUCAGUACCCACCAGCCGUGGCGCCCCUACUCAAAGGCCGAAGACGAGGUCCAGCUCUAACCAAACCAACACGAUAUCCAGACCACAAACACGAGCCGGGGAUUCGGGCCCAAGCACCAAUACCAGCAAACGCCCCGAAGGAGACCCCCCGUGGCUGGCCACAAUGUUCAAGCCGGAUCCCCGACUGCCACCCGAUCAACAACUUUUGCCGACGGUAGCCAAGCGUUUACAACAAGAGCAGUGGGAAAAGGAAGGAAAAUUCGGCAAUACCUAUGAUACAGACUUCCGACCUUUGAACAAUGAACCAUUAUCUCGGUCAGUUGAACCUCAGGCGCCCGCGGAAGCAGAGAAGAAGGCAGAGGAGCCUGCUCCCAGGACCAACUGGCCACUACAAAAUCCCAGAAGUCCCGAUCUAAGUCCAGGAAGUUCCGAUCUAAAUCCAGGAAGUCCCGGUCUGAGUCCAGGAAGUCCCGGUCUAAGUCCAAGAAGUCCCGGUCUAAGUCCAAGAAGUCCCGGUCUAAGUCAAAGAAGUCCCGGUCUAAAUCCAGGAAGUCCCAGUCUGAGUCCAAAUCCAUACUGGUGGUACUGGCAUACCCAUGGGUGUAGGACCUCUUCCCAGUCCCAACCCGCCAAUGAGGAUGCAAGAGCGCCCCGAUAA
Drepanopeziza brunnea f. sp. 'multigermtubi' MB_m1 is the source of this 1623-nucleotide messenger RNA. The record is from RefSeq and is a predicted model, not a curated record. Lineage: Eukaryota; Fungi; Ascomycota; Leotiomycetes; Helotiales; Drepanopezizaceae.